AACAUUCUUUUAGAACUAAGGUGGUAGUAAAACUGCAGUUUGGGGGAUGACCCAAAAGUAUAAAGACCCAAAAUACAAAAGAGUAACGAAUCAGUAUACACGCAGAGCAUAGACGAGUGAAGAUGUCGUCUGAAGAUCCGUACGCUCAUGCCGUUCCGGCUAAAUUGAAGAUGAAAGGGGAUGGUGGCAUUAAGAAGAAAAAGAAGAACAAGAAGAAGGCUAAACAGCUGGUAGAGGAGAUAUCUCUCAUGGAGGAGAACGAAACAGAAGAAACGAAAUUUGAGGUUAAACGCACAAAGGCUGAAAUUGCGUUUCUGAAUAUGCGGGAGAAGAAUCAGACCAAACGAAUUCUGGAGAAGGCAACCGUUACGCACAAAGAGAAAGUGGAGAAGUUCAAUAGGGAUCUGGACAACCUUACCGAAUUCUAUGACAUUCCCAAAGUCUCUUGGACCAAAUAAACUUGAUUAUUUGUGUGCUGUCAAAAUGCGUUGUAAUAAAUACAGAAUAAUCAUAACCUUAAUUGACA
Messenger RNA from Nicrophorus vespilloides, 526 nucleotides. RefSeq names its product protein FAM32A-like. Gene Ontology annotation, cellular component: nucleolus. Lineage: Eukaryota; Metazoa; Arthropoda; Insecta; Coleoptera; Silphidae. Bases 123 to 458 code for a protein of 111 amino acids. The transcript has a single exon. The record is from RefSeq and is a predicted model, not a curated record.